GGUGGCAGGGGCUUGGGACGGCUGGAGAGAUGGAAAGCUCCCCAGAGGUGGCCAGGGAUGGUGGAAAGGAAGGGGUGCUGGGGAAAGGAGAGUGGGAGAACGGGAAGCUGUUGGAGUUAGGCAUCCGCAGCCAGACUGGGACCCACCCUGGAGAAAGGAUGAGCCCAUUGCCAUUUCCUAGUCUCCGAAGGGUCCCUUAGUGAAUGUCAGGAAGGACAGGGCAAGAGGACUACGAUUACAAGAGAGAUGAAGAUAUCUGAAAGAACUUCCGGGUCAGCCCCAGGCAUGGAAGGCGGCUCAAGUGUUUUUUCAGCAUGGGCAUACUGAGCAAUGCUCUAGGACCAGCCUACUUCCAGAGGUAGGGGAAGGACUGAAGAGCUUCGGAGAGCCCUGAUUUGGGGAAUGGGAAUGACUCAGCUGCAGGUGUCAGUGGCUCAGAUUUGAGGAAAGCAUCACAUGGGGGACAUGAUUGUUCUUCAUCCUUUGUUCUUCCCCACUCCACCCCCUGCCCCUUCUGUCUGUAGCUGCCUCUCAACACACUUUCAUCAGAUCUCAAGGCAGGGGCAGUUGACCCAUUUCCUGAAACCAAGACAGGGUCAAGAGCCAGAGGGGCCAGAAUUUUGGCCUCAGAAGCCCGAUCUUGAUGGGAAGAGAGGAGCUAGAAACCCCCUCCUUCUUUGCUCCCCCAGACUGCCAGUAUCCUGGGGUGCUUAAACCUCAGGAGCUGGCCCCCAGGCCCUUCCCUGCCACCCCCGACUAGGUAAUUACCCAGCAGCUCCAGGGGACCCCUCCCAGGAGACAGGCGGGUGGAGCCCCGGGUGGGGCCACAGGCAGCACUGGGCACUGACCCCACCCCUUGUAAAACAUGCUGCCGCAGCCAGCAACAGAAACCAUUAAGGCGGAACUGCACUGUCUCCACCUCUCUCAUAAAGGACAGGUAGCCCGGGCAGGAGGGAGUCUGUAUGGAGAACCCAGUGAGGGCUUUUGGUGUCCUCUGUGACUCGGCUGCCCACAGGGGAGGCCGGGACACACCCUUCCAAGGAAACCUCCAACCUUGCCCCCUAGCUGCCACUCUGGCUUCCAGGUAUGAGCAAGGAAACUAAGGUGUUCCUGAGGUGGGGCCGUGUAGCAUAGUGGUUAAGCACACUGGCUUUGAAGCCUGUGUCUGAAUCCUGGGGAGCAUAAUUUGCUAGCUGAGUGAACUUGGGCAAGUCGGGUUAACCUCUCUGAAGCUCAGUUUCCUCAUCUAUAAAAUGGGGAUGAUAAUACAGCACCUCCCUUAUGGAGUUUAAUAACUUACCCAUCUGUACCUGGUCCCUUUGAGGAUUUCCUCAGGGACGUCCCUCUUGAAGGCAGAGCAGGGGUGAGGGCCCUGCCGACAACUCUGUGGACCAUAUACACAUCCACAGGACCAGCUUCAGCAUCUUGAGAUGCAAAUGGUCCCUGUGCCUCCAUUUACUUAUAAGGAAACUAAGUACAGAAAGGGGAAGUGACUUGUCCAAGGUCAUACAACCGGCAAACAGGGUAUCCCGUGGACCCCACUCCCUGAGUCACUGAGUCCUGAGGCACUAGGAAAAGGGUCUCUGAGAGGUGGGGAGAUGUGCUGAGUAGACGGGGCACAGGGCCCGGUGGUUAAUGAGAAGGGCACAGAGCAGGGACUCAGUAGUGGUCGUUGUUGAUCCUGUUAUGCUUUCUGGGGAAUUUCUUACCCAUCAUGGCCCUUACUCAGUUUAGAGAGCCAUUUCUUUCUUCCCUCUGACUCCAGGGAAGAUCGAGUCUACUUCCUCCAUCCCCACCCCUACCCUCCCACUCCCCAAGGAUCACGGAAGAAGUUCUGAGAGCAGAGGGUGGACAGAAUGCCCAGAUACCGAAAUGGUCUUCAGCUAAUGUUGUGCCAGGGUUGUACCCCUGGACUGUGUGUGUUUGCGGGUGUGGUUGGGGCUCUUGAGGCCUGAGAAUCAAGAGAUGCUGUUUUCAGUUUAGCUAUGUGGCCCUGGCAUGUCACUUCUCUCUGGGCCUCAAUUUUCUCCCCUGAAAAAUGGGCUUAAUGACCUUGACCCCUACCAGUGGUAUGCUAAUAAACAUUCACCAACCAGCUCUCCAAAAACAGAAGAAAAAAAUCCCCAAAACUUUGACUUGUAGUAUUUGCUAAUUUCCGUGGGGAAAUACUCCCACCAUGGCCAAUUUGGGCCAAUUUGGGCCAGUUUCACUGAAUGUGAAAUUAGGAAGAGAUGGGCACAACUGGCUCUCAUGAGCCCAUAGCAGCUGGCUCCAGCAGAUCAAUACCUGCUACCCUCCGGGGCAAGCAAAGAAAUGAUGAAAUGAGAUGAUACAUACAAAAGUGCUUUGUCAACUGCAGAGUGCUUUAUAGAUGUAGAGUUGUGAUGACAAUCAUCCUUACAGUCGAAGCUACCCCAGGGCACGAUCCACCUUGGAGAGCCCUGGCCCAGCUCCAGCCCAGGAAGGGGGCAGGUUGUGAGCUGAGGGAGCUCACACUAAGUGGCAGGGUCAUGAGGGCCACCUGGGGUAGCUCCUGGGAUCUGAAAAUGGAGGAGAGUUGCUUGGACCUCCUGCACUGGUUUGCUCAUAUUUGCACACACCUCUCAUCAUGCUCUCUGAAAGUGAAGCUGGUAGGAUAGAGGUUAGACUUCAAUGAAAGGUUACUUCUGAAUGCAGAUGGCUCUGGAUGGAGCCAUCAGAGAGGCCUCCUGAGGGAUCCAGAGCAAGAGUCACCCCGCCCCCUUCCUACUCCCAGAAAAAUCUCUGGGAGUUUCUACAGCCACUCUACCACGGAGGAACGGCUGGAAUGAUCUCUGAGGCCAGAGAGUCAAGAGGAGGGAAGUUUUGCCUCUGCCAAUAGGGGAGGAGGAUGUCAGGGAGACGGAAGUGGGAGGCAGGAAAGAGGAGUUCCCUCUGCUUUCCUCCCCCACCCCCAGAGCUCAUGGUUCAAAUUAACUCUGUCCCACUGUUAAUUAUUAGUAAUAGCUAUCAUUUAUUGAGCAUAUACUAUGCAUUAAACUAUUUACAAGCAAUAGUUCAUCUAAUCCUCCAGAGGGGUAUGUAUUAUUAGCCCUAUUUUACAGAUGAGGAAACUGAGGCCUAGAGAAGGAAGUUAAGCAACUUGCCCAACCAAAGUCCCACAGUUUCUGGGAUUUAAACCCAAUCCUGACUCUAGAGCUUCUGAACUAGAUCAUCCAACUUCGGAAGCUCUGCCGGCUGCUCCAGGGAGGGGUCAGGGGCCCAGCCAGCCUCAUCCCUCCCCCCACAGUGAGCCCUUCCCUGUGCUUGACAGGAGCCUGCCAUAUACACCAAUCAGAGACCUUCUGCCCAGCCCCUGAGGCACAAGGGCCCUUAGAAUGCAGCUGGUGGAGGACUCCCUCUUUCCAGGGCUGUGCAGUCUUAGGCAAGUCACUUAACCUUUCCUCUGGGCCUCCUUUCCUUAUCUGUAGAAUAUAGCUUCAGCUGAGGCAACCAAGGGGCUACCAUGGUCACUGAAUCAGGAGUCAUGAUGUACAAAACCUACCCAGAGGAAAGUCUGCAGUGAGGCCCAUUCAGGGACUUCUGCAUCCUCAGUGAAAACCAAGGAGUGGGCCUCUGAACUCUGCAUAGCCUCCCAGGUCCUAAUCCUGUCCCUGGGGGUUGGAGGAGGUGGGGUGGUGGUUUGGGCAAGCCAAUGAAGGAUAUGAAUGUCAUGGCUAUAAACUGAAGUCUUCAGUUAAGGCCUCUGACAUGCAGGAACUCAGCAAGGGCUACAGAUAAUGUCCUGGGACGUUAUAGGGGCUGGGACAAGGAUGGGGGUAAGGCAGAGGCUGAAGGAGUCCUUCUGGGGAGGCCAAACCCUCGGCGGGAGAUGCGGCCCAAGCUGGGGCUCAGAGAGGCCUCCUUAGCUUCAUGUGUCAGAGGAGCAGAGCUGGGGUCUGACUCCUCCGAGACCGGGCUGGGUGAAGGCCAGGCAGACAGGGUAGAGCUAGCAAGGACAGCUGCCACCUGGGCAUGGGCUCAUUAGCCCAUGUCCCCAGGCCUGAAGCAGCGAGACCAUCAGGGAAACUAGAGUCUGGGGUCAGAGGCCACAGCCACAUUUAUCCACUGAAGCCAGAUGUAUGACAUGUGUCCUUGAACAUUUUCUAUGUGCCAGCAGCUUAUACACCUCAUCUCACUUAGUUUUCAUGAUGACCCUAUAAGGUGGGUCCACAAGCCCCGUUUAUUAGAGGAGCAAAGUGAGAUACAGAGAAUUAUACACUUUGUUCAAAGUCACACAGCCAGGAAGUGACACAGCUGAGACUUAAACUCAGGUCAGCCCAAAUCCAAAACCUUUGCUCCUGACCACAUGCUACUCUGCCCCUGGAGAGGAGCGCGACCCCCGCGCCGUGAGUUACAAAGCCUGAGACCCGGAGGUGGGUGGUGGGGGGAACCCAAGCCUUGCUUCGGGAGGCGCUGGAGAACGCCUUGGGAGAGCAGCUCUGGGCAGGGGCCAGGCGUGGCAGGCAGGCCCAAGCUGUCCAGGAGCUGUCCAGGGAGCGGGAGCCAGGUCGGGCGGUCAUGCGGAGCUGGAGAUGGGCUGCCCUGCACCUCUGGCCCCAGGCCUGCUCCACUGUGGUGUCCAGUUACGGCCAGCUCGGCGCUUCCCCGGUCACGCCACAUUUAGCAGUGCCGAGUGAGCGGGCGCCGGGACACGGAGCAGGGGCGGGGGAGACUCUUGAAGGGCGCGGGAGAGCCUCCCACCAGUCCUCCACCUGGACCCCAGCCACCAGCCCCUCCACCACUGAUCCCCUGAGGGACUUUGGGCAAAUACCGUCCCUUCCUUGUCCCCAUUACUCCCCUGUCAAAUGAAAGAUACGGUUUAUUUAACAAAGAUGCACCAACCCCAGGCCGGGCACCAUGGGACCCAUGAGGCCAUCCCGCCCUCCCAGAGCUCCUGGGAGAGCAUGGCUCGGGAAAAGCAGUUCUUCUGCUCUGCUUGAGGGGGGCUUGAGUAGGAAGGGUAAGUGUAAACCUCGUGCUUUUCUGGUUGUCUGGCCGCCUCAGCUUAUCCCAUCCCACUCUGACCCUCACCAAAUGAAACUGUAGCCUCCUACAUGUAAAUGAAAGUGCAGCCUCCGGAGUCAGACAGGUCUGCUUCGAAUCCCGACUCUAUCAAGGAUUUGCUGUGUGAUCUGUGCAAGUCACAGAACCCCUCUGAUCCUGUUUCCUUGUCUGAAGAGUGGGCUUAAUAAUCUACCUUCCUCACAGGUUUGUUCUGACAAAUCAAUAAGAAAAUUCUCCAAAUUUUUGACAUAAUAGCCAGCCUUUACCAGAGACUACUUGGGCAAAGAGGAGUAAAUUCAAAAGGAACUACCCUUUGCAGGUGGUGGAGAAGGAAGGCAGAGAGCUGAGGAAGAUAAUCGCAGUAAGAGGCAUACUAAUGAUGAUAUUUAUAACGAGAGCUGGCAUUUAUCGAACACUUACUAUGUGCUUGACACCGUGCUAAAUACUUUGUGAGCAUGGUUUCACUUAAUGCAGCAUCCCCAUGAGGGAGGCCCUGCCUCUCUCCCUGUUUUGUAGAUGAUGAUGCUGAGGCUCAGAGAGCUUCACUGACACAGCUAGCAAGGAAAGGCAAAGGCUGGCUUUGAGCCGAGUCCUCCUGCCACUCGGCUGUGCUGGGGACAGAGUCCACCUAUAAUUCUAGAAGGUCUGAGCAGAAGGAGCCCUCAGAUGUCAUCUAGUACAAGCCCCUCAUUUUUUGGAUGGUAAAACAAAAGCUCAGAAGAGACAGUGACCUGCACAAAGUCACAGGUGUGGAGAUGGAGUUUGGAGGACAUAGGAGAAGACAGCCCAUGCCAGACAUUCCACAGUGGGCCAGUGGCAGCAUCCCCGGGACUGUGCCAGACUCAUGGGGGCAUAGGCAACCAGGUCCCCACAAGUCCCCAGUUGCACACUGUGGUCGUGCCAGCCAGGCUGAGGCCCCGGAGGUGGGUACCGCGGGCCUGGCCUCUGCAGAGGGCUGGGUCACCUGCACUGUGAGGGUCACUGCCGCACCAGGCCUGGGCCUGACCCCUUCUCCAGCUCCCCCUCCUCUCAGGACCACCCACUUGCUCAGUCACUGAACAGAGACUGCUUGCCAUGGUCACCUAGCCCAGUCUCUCAUUGUGGAGACAGGAGACGGAGCCAAGGAGCCAGAGGCAGGGUCUCACUGGGAACCCCUCCUGGUUCACUACUCUGUAGCUGCAGAGCCUGAGAGCACUCCUGGGGAGUCUGGGGGGCUCCGAACUGGCUCAUUUUCCUCUCUCCCCACCAGUCUUCUCUCUCUCUCUGUGCUUCUUGCUCUGUCUCUCACAUUGUUUAUCUGCUUCCUUUUGUUUCUGAUAUUUCUCUCAGUUUGUCUCUUUGUCUGUCUGUCUAUCUGUCUGACUCUCUCUCUCUCUCAUCAGAAGUCUGGCUGGAGUUGGGGUCCCAGACCAGGGAUGGGGUGGGAGUGGAGGUGGUCGACUUUGGGUUGGUCACCCCUGGACUCUGGUCCUCGCUCUCAUCACAGCUGGCUUUCUUCGAGGCCAGGACUGGGUGAUGGUGUCACUGCUCCCGCCACAGUCUGACGUCACGCUGCCAGGCCCCGCCAGACUGGAGGGCGAGCCCCAAGGGGACCUCAUGCAGGCACCGGGCCUCCCGGGCUCCCCUGCACCACAGAACAAGCAUGCCGGCUUCAGCUGCUCAUCUUUUGUGCCUGAUGACCCUCCAGAGAGGGCACCGUCACUGCCCCCCCACAGCCCCAGCAUCGCGUCACCAGGCCCCGAGCAAGUCCACUGCCCAGCUGGCCCUGGCCCGGGCCCCUUCCGGCUCUCAACCUCAGACAAGUACCCUGGCUUUGGCUUUGAGGAGGGCCCAGCAGGCAGCCCUGGGCGCUUCCUCAAGGGCGGCCAUGUGCCUUUUCACCCAUACAAGCGGCAUUUCCAUGAGGACAUCUUCCCCGAGGCCCAGACCGCCCUGGCCCUCGAUGGACACUCCUUUAAGACCCCAGGGGCGCUGGAGGCCUUCGAGGAGAUCCCAGUGGAAGUAGGGGAAGCUGAGGCCUUCCUGCCUGGCUUCUCAGCAGAGGCCUGGUGCAACGGGAUCCCCUACCCCAGCCAGGAGCACAGCCCCCAAAUCUUGGGUUCGGAAGUCAAGGUCAAGCCCCCAGCUCUGGAGAGUGGUCCUGGCAUGUACUGUUACCAGCCCCCCUUGCAGCACAUGUACUGUCCCUCCCAACCCCCCUUCCACCAGUACUCACCAGGUGGUGGCAGCUACCCUGUACCCUACCUGGGCUCCUCACACUAUCCGUACCAGCGGAUCGCACCCCAGGCCAGCACCGAUGGGCACCAGCCUCUCUUCCCAAAACCCAUCUACUCCUACAGCAUCCUCAUCUUCAUGGCCCUUAAGAACAGUAAAACUGGGAGCCUUCCUGUCAGCGAGAUCUACAAUUUUAUGACGGAGCACUUUCCCUACUUCAAGACAGCACCCGACGGCUGGAAGAAUUCUGUCCGCCACAACCUCUCUCUCAACAAGUGCUUCGAGAAGGUGGAGAACAAAUCAGGAAGUUCCUCUCGCAAGGGCUGUCUGUGGGCCCUCAAUCCAGCCAAGAUCGACAAGAUGCAGGAGGAGCUACAGAAGUGGAAGAGGAAAGACCCCAUUGCUGUGCGCAAAAGCAUGGCCAAGCCAGAAGAGCUGGACAGCCUCAUUGGAGACAAGAGGGAGAAGCUGAGCUCCUCACUGCUGGGCUGCCCACCCCCUGGGCUGGCAGGCUCUGGCCCCAUCCGGCCCCUGGGACCUCCAGUUGGGCUCUCCCAGCCGCUGCACUCAAUCCACCCAGCUCCAGGCCCCAUUCCUGGCAAGAACCCCCUGCAGGACCUACUUGGGGGGCAUGCACCCUCCUGCUAUGGGCAGACAUAUUCGCACCUCUCACCGGGCCUGGCCCCUCCCGGACCUCCGCAGCCAUUGUUCCCGCAACCAGAGGGACACCUUGAGCUGCGGGCCCAGCCAGAUGCCCCCCAGGACUCGCCUCUGCCAGCCCACACCCCACCCAGCCACAGUGCCAAGCUGCUGGCUGAGCCUUCCCCAGCCAGGACCAUGCCUGACACCCUGCUGCCAGAUGGAGACCUUGGGACUGACUUGGAUGCCAUCAACCCCUCUCUCACCGACUUUGACUUCCAGGGAAACCUGUGGGAACAGCUGAAGGAUGACAGCCUGGCCCUCGACCCCUUGGUACUGGUGACCUCAUCCCCAACGUCAUCUUCAAUGCCACCACCCCCACCACCAGCCCUCUGCUUCCCCCCUGGAUCCUGUCUGACAGAGACAGGCAGUGGGGCAGGCGAUAUGGCACCACCAGGCAGCGGGGGCUCCGGAGCACUGGGUGACCUGCACCUCACCACCCUCUACUCGGCCUUCAUGGAGCUGGAGCCCACGCCCCCCACAGCCUCUGCUGGCCCCUCCGUGUACCUCAGCCCCAGCUCCAAGCCUGUGGCCCUAGCAUGAGCUAUGCCUGCAGCAGUCCGGCCUUUGCCUGGCCUGGAAGUCCCAGCUGGUCACCCACGUCGGGCUCACCUUAAAGGUCAAAGAAGGAAAACACUCCCUGUCCCCUAUGCCACUAAGCCAACUUGUCAGCUGGCACCUGGAGGGGUAGAGGACACCGCCAAGGAUGCUGCCCCUCACACAUUCCUGCCAUCUUGCAGGCCAGCUCCUCACUGAGAGCCACCGAAAAGAGCAAGUGUCUGAGCAAGAAGAAAACACACUCUCCUUUGCUCACACUUAUCCACACUUAAGCCCUCAUGAACACGUGCACGCACACACACACACACACAGUUAUUCAGGCAGACACCCAUCCACAUACCUUAUAUCCCGAGGAAUCAGAACUACAUCACUAAGAGCUGGAUUUCAUUUCUGGGGCAGCUGAGAGCUGAGGGCUUUGGUUACCGAAAGCUCAGGGCCCCCAUACCAGGUCCAGGGUCACCCUGGAACCCUAUUCUGAUGUCCAUGUUCUCUGCAGCCCUCGCCCCCUCCACGGCAUGAUCUUUCCCAGAAGUCCCCUGUAUUUAUUCUCCCAUCUUCCUCCCAGCAGCCCAUCCAGGAGAAGGAGAUAUGGAGCCUCUCCCCUAAGUUGUCCGUGGGCCCCCCAGGGGGCUGCUAGUUAGCGGCACCUGCUCUGCCAGGCUCUACCCAUCCUCAAACAUACAUUCUAUCUGGCCUCCCCCAGGGUGACACACAGGAGGGGCAACAUCCACCCCAGGACCAAACUGAGCCCAAGUCCGACACAAAGUGUUUGGAAAAGCCUUGCCCUCGGAAACUUGAAAGUGUCCUUUUCCAGCCCUGGGUACAGGAAGGGCCCCUCUGGGUCACUACCGUCUCACUCCUUCCCUAUAAGAAUUUCAUGUAGUUUAGGUCCCAGCUUACUAAUUACUUCUGUCUCAGGCAGCCUGGGCAUUCAGGGAAGAGAAGCCUGGCACAGGCUGGUGGGGGAGCACCCAGGCCCCCUUUCUUCGAUUGCUUGGCAGAGCCAGGAUGCCCCCAGAGCUAGUGGGUGUGGCUCAGUUGCCCACCAUGCCCUACCUGAGAGCCCAACUCCCACCAAGUGGGAGCCUCAGCCUACCCUGGGUCUGGGGGUGACAAGAGCCCCCAGAGGUUGGCCCAGGCUCAGAUGAGGCACAAGGAGAUCCCUCAAUGGCCUGUCACUGUCACCUGUCCUGGAACAAUAAAACAAGUGCUACCAAGACUUCCUUUCUGGACCUCCCUUCCCCGGGCAGAAAGGUCAAGCCACACUGACUAUAGAUGCCUUGGGCCUGUAAUUUCACCUCACCUAGAAGUGUAAGGUUUCCAUAUCCAAAGAGUGAGGCAUUUAGGACUUCCUGACCAGCCCAGGGAGGAUGAGAGGGCAGGUGGGUGGGGCCUCUUCCCAGAACUUCCACAGGAAUGUGAGGAAGCAGCUGUCCUACCCAGAGAAGGGAGAGGAUGCUCUCCCUACACACUCCUUCCUUCUGAGAUCCACCCUUUCCCUCCUUGACCCCUCAUCUCCUCACACAAAAGGAGUCACUUCCUGUCUAAGCUGCACCUUCUUGCCCCCCAUCUUUCCCUAGCUGAGGCUCUGGGUUCCACAGGUGACGUGAAUGGAGCAUAACCUGAUGCUGUGUGCACUGCUGGCCCUGGAGGGUGGUUUCUGGAGGGUCAGGGGCCCACUUGGUCCCACUUCAGACUCACCUCCCAGGUACCACCUCCAGGCAGGCUGCUGUCACCAAAGGACAGCCUGAGAGGCAGCCCAACACUCUGCCUAAACAGGGACAGGCAGAUGUAGGAGCCAAAAUCACACACAUGAACCUCAAGUCUUGGAAGAGCCACAGGUGGGGCCUCUGCUUAGAAAGUUCCUCCAGUGGCCAGACCUAGGGGCUGGCUAACACAUCUAUCUGCCCCAAAGGACAGCUCUGCUGAAGAUCCCAUAACUGAACCCAGCCUACAUCAGAACCCUUCCUCCCAGAGCUCUAAGGCUGGAUCCAGGGCUAGAAGGAUAGGGUGGAGUCAGCAGUAGGGGAAGGCAUGGCCAGCCAGAGCACCCAAGAGACAGACCCACCUGCCCCAGCCCAGCCCUGGCUGUACAGGAAGGAAGCAAAGGCAGUCAAGCCCCCAGGUGAUGUUGCCCCCCAGCUCUGACCAACCCCAGGCCUGUGUCUUGAUGCCCAAGCCCCCAAGGACAGGGCAAGUGUUUCACAGAACUUUACUAGGGUCCACGUCCUUGCCUCAGACCCUCAGACUCUGGGGGCUCAGACUAGGCAGUGGGCAGAGGACAUCUCCAGAGGCCCUCAGUCAGACUUCUGUCCCAUGGGCCCAUUCAGCACAACGACAACCAAGCUGGCCCCCAUGCAAGUAAGAUAGGUGGCAAGCACUCAGGACUCUGGGUCUCAUGUUUGUUUGUUUGUAACCAGACUGGUCCUUAGAUUUAAAACUGUGGAAGCAACUUAGCCCCACAUUCCUGCUGAUAUGCUGCCCCCUGCUGGCCAUCCCAUACCAAGUGUUCAGCCACCAUCUUAGUGUGAGCAACAGUUUGAAUGGAUCCUGGGUCGGGAACUCCCCUAUUUUGGGGAAAUUAACCUUUUUGUUCAGGGGCUCUAAACCUGAGAGUUAUAAAACUGGUUAGAAUUCAUAGGUCCAUGAACUUGGAUAAAGAAAUUACACUUCAUUUUCAUUCAUCUCUACCUCAAAUUCAGCAUUUCCCUUGAUUAUGAAAUGUAAGCAACAAAUCACAAUAGCUUUAGCAGAAUCUGUGCCUUUGUCAUUAGGGAGAGAAAUCACAGAUUAGAGAUCACAGAUGUUUUCAUAUUACAUUACAGAAACUGCAGAAUAGAUAUAGAUAACUCUGUCUAUAGGAUUACAAUAUAUUUUAUGUACAUAAAAACCUUAUUGUCCAUAGGCUUCAGCAGACGAUAGCAAAGUGGUCCAUGACACACAAAACAUAAAGGCCCCUAGUUGCCAGGUGGUGGGGAAGUAGAGGCUGGCUGUUAGGGGAGGGGCUGGGCUAGGGAGGAAGGCACUGGGGGCUUGAGACAAUAGCACUUUGCCAACUAGAAGGGAAGCAUCUCAAUAAUAUCCAACAGGUUAAGCAUUCCCAAUAUGCAUCCUGCAGGCCAGCCCAGGUGGGCAUGCGCAGCGCAUCUCCCUGUAGUAGUUGAAUUUUCCUGCUCAGCCCAGUGGUGGGGUCUUUAUGACACCUGUGAGGAGUCAAAGCAAAAAUAUCUGGCCGACUUCAGAGACAGAAUCUGAGGUCCAGAUCUGGCAAGGUCGAGAUGGACCUUCAAGGUCAAUAGCUCAUCAUCAUCAGAGCCAGGACUAGCCCCACCCCAUCCUGUCUUCCUCCUCCUUCUACUGCCCAGGGAUCCUCUAGGUUCCUAGGGAAAGUGCUAGGAACCAAACGCAGCAAGUUGUACCAUUAGCAGCAGGACCGGUACUAGAGGCAUGAAAACUUACAAGGAGGCAGGGGGCCAAGUCUUUUCCCAGCCGGGCCUCCUCCAGGUCCAAGGGAGACAGGCCUCUCUGGGUGAGUGCCAACCUAGUAUCUGCCCCAGGGAUGAGGACCUCAGAACAGGGACGUCCCUCCCUGUCUGAAGGUGGAAAUGCAGCAGGCCCAAUCCAGAAUCUCAAUCCGAUUCAGGUUAGCAGGGACAGUGAAGACUGUUAUGAGGGUGGUAGAAGGUGCUCUUCCUGACAACUAGGUAGGCCUAAAAGUCCCUCUUGCUCGCUAUGCCUUCUCUGUAGACUUGUAAACCCAUAAACAACAUCUCCAACUGCAAAUACUUGUAUACCUACACAGUCUCAUCGGCAAACCAACCCCCCGCUCCCACCCCAUGCCCCUUCCUCACCUUCCUGACAACUAACACUUCCUGACCACUUGCUUCUUGCUGAAAUUCUUCCUUCCCUUAGCUUCUAAGAUAGUCUGCUCCCACCUCCCUGGCUGCUCCUCCCGUCUCCAUCACUAGUUCUCUCCCUCUGCCAUGCUCUCAAACACUUGCUGGCCUUCCCUAGGGUUACACACUCAUUCAGUGGCCCUGAAGUGAGUGGUGUGGACUAUCAGCAUUGAGUGCUCCAUUAACUGGAAGACAUUUGGCAUUCCUGCCUCCUGCUCCCUAGACACUAGUAGUGCCAGUUGGGGACCCCAUAACAGCCACCAUCACAGCUUCAGCAAUCACCUUUGUGGUCAAUGACCUCCAAGGAUCACCAUCUCCAGCCUUCAUCCCCCUCCUGGUCUCAAUGCCUGAAUUUCCUGUCUCCCCCUGACCACCUCCUUCAGGACAUAUGCACCACACCACAGCAGGUCCCAGCCUGAGCUCAUCAUCUCCCGCUAGCCCCCACUCUGAUCCAACUUGGGUUCCGAAGCCCGGUGACAGCACAUCUAUCCACCCCAACACUCAGGCCACAAACCAGGGAUUCAGCCUUGAUUCCUCCCGGUCCCCAACCCCCUUAUCCAAUCAGCCACCAAGCCUGGAGAUUUUGCCUCUUAAAAAUUUCAACUUCAUCUAUUUCUCCCCAUUUCCAUGGAUAUUGACCUAAUUCAUUUUCCCUUCACCUCUCACUCAAAUUCCUACAACACUCUCCUCAGUGCCCCUCUGCUUCUAGUAUGUUAGAGCAUGGACUCUGGAGUCAGACUGCUUAGAUUUGAAUCCUGACACUGCCACUUAAUAGCUGUGCAACGUUGGCAGGACAAGUUAACCUCUCUGGGCCUGCAAUUUCUGUAAAAUGAGCAUAAUAGUGCCUUCCUCAGAAAUGAUUGUGAACAUUCUAAGGUAACACACGUAAAGCACCCAGCCCCGGGCCUGGCAAUCAAUACACGUUGGCUAUUACUAGUCUCACUCUUUCCAAUCCACCCUUCAAUCAGCAGCCAGAGAGAAUCUGAUCAGGUCAUUCCUGCCUAAUCCUCCGUCUUCCUCAGAAGCUCCAACAGCUCAACUACAAGGCUCCACAGAUUUGCUUUCCUUUCACAGUGUAAAUAUUCAAUUUCUUGAAUACAUCUGAUGAAUCUCACCUCCAAACUUUUGCUUUAUGCUGUUUCCCAUGCCUAAACACUCGCUCCCCCAUCUCUUCCCGUCAGUCGACCUGAGUUCUCAAGAUCCUGCUACAACGCUGCCUCCUCCAAGAAUCCUCCCAGAACCCUCUAAGCAGGAAGACUCACUCCCCUGCAUGCCCAGCCCCUUAUUCAGGGACAGGUAUUUGUUCCCUGUGUCUCACUCAUUCUAGAAUUCCCAGAGUUCAGCCCAGGUCCUGGCCUCCAGCAAGGUCUCUGCAGGACCCAGCUGAAUCCAGCACUUCUAGGCCUGAGGGUUAAUUUAAUUUCUCGGUCCAGAGAGGGCGGGCACCAGGCACAUUCAAAUUAGGGCCUGGAUCAGUAGGGUGUGAGCUAUCCACCUAUCUCAGUUCUUGAAUUUCCUCCACUAAGGGACUUAAGACCUCAUCUGGGUCUGGGGUAGGGCUGGAGGUGUGUGUGGGGGGGUGUUAUAUGCUUGCUGGCCAGGCCAGGGGGCUCCCCAAGGCAGCUGAGGGCAAGGAGAUGGCUCUAGGCUUACCUAAAGUCCUGUCCACCUUCUCUCCCUGAGGAGGACUUCUCUCUAAAAACACAACCUAGUGGCCUCUGGGGGUCAGGGAAGGCGAGGUAGAGAACAAGGGCGUCUCCUCUACACCUUCCCUCCCGCCCUAGAGUUGAAAGCCUGUGUCCCAGCCUCUGUUCUGCCAGCUGGCUACAACUUUGGGCCAAAGCUUCCCCUCUCAGGACCUGGGUCUCCUUCUUUAUCAAAAGAAAAACCUUUUCCAGCUGCAACAUGUACUAAAUGCUGACUCUAGAUGCUGAGUGCAGAGUCAGGGUGCAAAGGAUUAGCGGACAGGAGGACUUAGGUGUCACAUUAUCGCCUGCCCCCCUCCCUCCCACACACACAUGCUGGCCCAGAACCAGAGAACAGAAAAGGAGAAAGAGUUUAUUGAAAACUAUAUACAGUUGGUCCAGCCCCACCUUAGGCUGCAAUCUGGGCCAGUCCCUCUCACACCU
Messenger RNA from Equus caballus (horse), 14521 nucleotides. RefSeq names its product forkhead box N1 (gene FOXN1). Gene Ontology annotation, molecular function: transcription cis-regulatory region binding; DNA-binding transcription factor activity, RNA polymerase II-specific. Lineage: Eukaryota; Metazoa; Chordata; Mammalia; Perissodactyla; Equidae. The record is from RefSeq and is a predicted model, not a curated record. Gene Ontology annotation, biological process: regulation of transcription by RNA polymerase II.